This is a messenger RNA of Aspergillus uvarum CBS 121591, 1511 nucleotides long. RefSeq names its product putative aminotransferase. The transcript is spliced from 6 exons. The record is from RefSeq and is a predicted model, not a curated record. The coding region runs from base 106 to 1308 and encodes 400 amino acids. NCBI's taxonomy places the organism in Eukaryota, Fungi, Ascomycota, Eurotiomycetes, Eurotiales, Aspergillaceae.
CUCCUCUUCUCUUUGCUCCUCUCUCUCUCUCCUUCUAUUCAAACAAUUCCUUCAUCGCAGUCAUUUCUCAUUUACUAUAAUCUUUCAAUCUACACGGUUCACAAAAUGACUUUCAGCGUUUCUGAGGCUAGAUCUCGCUUUCCAGCUCUGAACCAGGAACAAGUCUUCCUCGACAACGCCGGAGGCAGCCAGGCGUUGGACUCGGUCAUUGAAUCCAUUACGACUUACCUCUCGAGCACCAACGUUCAAUUAGGCGCCACCUACAAAAUAGCCAAAGCGUCAACCGCCGCCUACGGCCACGGCUACGAAGCAGCAGCCAAGUUCAUCAACGCAAAACCUGAGGAGAUCUGCUUGGGAGUUUCGACCACGCAGCUCCUUCACAACCUAUCGACCGCCCUUGACUUCCAGCCCGGGGACGAACUCAUUAUCUCGAAACUGAACCAUGAAGCCAAUUCCGCCGCUUGGGAUAGAAUCGCCACGCGCCUGGGACUGACAGUAAAAUGGUGGUCGGCUUCCGACCGUCAGAAUCCCAUCUGCGACCCUGAGGAGCUGAAAGCGUUGCUCUCCAACAAGACAAGGCUCGUGGCGUUUCCACACGUCUCGAACAUCACCGGCACCAUUAGUGACGUCAAGCAGAUCACCAGAAUAGUGCAUCAAUAUCCCCGAGCCCUAGUAUGCGUUGACGGUGUCGCGCUCGCCCCACACCGACAACUUGAUGUCAAGGAUCUUGACGUUGACUUCUACGCAUUUUCAUGGUACAAAGUCUACGGCCCUCAUAUGGCCCAGCUCUACGCCGCAUCGCGGAUCCAUGACCAGAUCAGCCCCCUGUGCCACUACUUCAAGACCACCGAAACACUAGACCUGAAGCUCAAUCUGGCUUCGGCAAACUACGAGUUGACCCAGAGCAUUCCUCGCGUUCUGGAAUACUUUGGGUCUGACUUCACUGCAGCGUGGGAUCAGAUCGCUACCUUUGAGGAGAAGCUACAGAAGAUUCUUUUGGACUAUCUGAACGAAGAGGAACGCAUCACAAUCUAUGGAGAACCAUCAGCAAGCAAGGAGCUUCGGGUUCCUGUCAUCAGCUUUGUGGUGAGGGGGAUCAAGAGUCAGGCUUUCGUGGAAGAGGUUGAGAAGCGAUCGCCGUUUGGCUUCCGAAGUGGACAUAUGUAUAGUCACCGUCUGGUCAAGGAUAUCAUUGGGUUGGACGACAUUGAGGACGGCGUUGUACGGAUCAGUAUGCUGCACUAUAAUACGGAGGAGGAACUCAAAUCGCUUGUGAAGGUGUUGCGAGAAGUCGUUGCCGCGAUAUAAGCUGCCAUAGCCUGUCAUCUCACAUCGAAGUUCCAGUCUGAUGUUAGUCAUCGUUCGAUCGAAAUAGAUUGGACCCGUCCUCUUUGAACCAAUUAUGUCGGUUUCCAGCCGGGGCUUUGUCUGUUUGAAUGACUGCUGAGCCUAGGAUGCGUAAACAGCAAACUCGCAAUACAGACCAGACGUAGACAGCAGGUAAAUCAAAC